Tribolium castaneum (red flour beetle) is the source of this 3260-nucleotide messenger RNA. It is a transcript of the gene dac, whose product is annotated as dachshund. The record is from RefSeq and is a predicted model, not a curated record. Gene Ontology annotation, cellular component: nucleus; transcription regulator complex. NCBI's taxonomy places the organism in Eukaryota, Metazoa, Arthropoda, Insecta, Coleoptera, Tenebrionidae. Gene Ontology annotation, molecular function: RNA polymerase II cis-regulatory region sequence-specific DNA binding; DNA-binding transcription factor activity, RNA polymerase II-specific. Gene Ontology annotation, biological process: regulation of transcription by RNA polymerase II. Bases 190 to 2412 code for a protein of 740 amino acids. The transcript has 12 exons.
CUUUUUCCCAAUGUUUUUAUUUAUUACAUUUGUACCCGGCGAGUGUACCGGUCGUGUCCGCACCAGUCGAGUACAGAGUGUACCCCGUGCGCACGACGCCCCGCCCGGCCAUCCAUCCGAGCCCUCACUGUUGCGACUCCUCUUCUGGGUGAUGGACUCUGGUGCAGUGCUCUAGGUGUUCGCGUCGCGAUGGACAACUCCGGGAUGGACUCCGCCAGCGAGCACAGCAGCCACGCGUCCUCGGGCUCGCCGGCCGUCGCCGUCAAGCCGUCGCCGUCGCCGCCCGCCGCCAACAGCAACACGCACCAGGUGCACAGCCCGCGCCAGGCCAGCCCGCUGGGGCCGCCCAUGUCCAUGGCGCACCCGCUGAGCCCGCCGCCCGUCAGCUCGGCCAGUCUGGCCCGCAGCAUGGCUCUGGGCCACCUGCCGCCCCCCGGCUUGGGCUUGCUCAACUCGCUGGGGGUGCUGCACAGCCCUCUGGACCUCAUGGCGCAUCACGCACCGCCACGGUCCUACAACAGCCCGCCGCCGAUUUCCACCUCCGAUCCCACGGCUAAUGAGUGCAAACUGGUUGAUUACAGAGGACAGAAGGUCGCCGCUUUUAUCAUCGCCGGCGAUACCAUGCUGUGUCUUCCGCAAGCCUUUGAGCUCUUCCUCAAGCACCUCGUCGGAGGACUGCAUACGGUUUAUACCAAGCUUAAAAGGCUAGACAUCGUGCCGUUGGUUUGUAACGUCGAGCAGGUCAGGAUCUUGAGAGGACUCGGUGCCAUUCAACCAGGGGUUAACAGAUGCAAGCUACUCUCAUGCAAAGACUUCGAUACACUCUACAGAGACUGCACUACGGCCAGUUCCAGGCCCGGACGUCCUCCCAAGCGAGCGCCGGUGGGCCUCAGCCUCGCAGCAUCGCAUCUUCAACAGCAACAGCUCAAGAAACAACGCCUCGACAACGGUGAUUAUCCGUACGAAAACGGACACAUGGGUGCCGAGUUUCCACUUGACAUAAUGAUGCGAAGAGAUAUGUCAAGACUAGAAAAAUCGCCGCUUUUGGCGAACGGUUACAAUCAUCCUCCUCAUUUAAGUCACAUGCAGUUUAUGCAACUUCCUCAUCCGGCGGCUGCACAUUCGGCACUCUUGUCGCCUGCGAUGCCCCACAAUCUCACAAGACACGACGGCUCCGUUAUAAAGAACCAAGGAAUGCCCACGAUGGAGGCUAUAGCGAGGUCAGGCAUUUGGGAAAACUGCAGGGCCGCGUACGAAGACAUCGUCAAACAUUUAGAAAGGCUGAGGGAGGAGCGGUGCGAUCCCGACAGACCGCUGCCCUUGGACCAGAAAGCCAGGGACCUCAGUCCACGAAACGGCUCUCCGACCGAUCACAGUCCCGUGCUGAAUCUGUCGAAGAGUGGCGGCGGCAGCGCCGGCUCGUUAGGGGACGGCGACCAUUCGGGCAGCGAAGCCGACGGGCCGGACGUCCCGCCGUCGCCGCGCUCCCCCAGGUCCGCCGCCGAGGACGAGGACGACGACAACAUCUCCGACCCGGAGGACGACGACGACAAGGAUCAAGACAUGGACGAGGGCGACCUGCCCCUCCCGGCGGCCCCCGGGGGCGACUCCCAGCAGGCAGCCCUGAACUAUUCGACUCUUGCGAGUGCGGUGGCUUCGGCCAACGGUCCUAGUCAAGACCCGAGCAUUUCCUCGACGGAGACGCUGCUCCGCAACAUCCAGGGACUCCUGAAGGUGGCAGCGGACAACGCCCGCCAGCAGGAACGCCAGAUCAACUACGAGAAAGCCGAAUUGAAGAUGGACGUGCUUCGGGAAAGAGAGGUGAAAGACAGCUUAGAAAGACAACUGGUCGACGAACAAAAAAUGCGAGCACUGGUGCAGAAGCGGCUCCGGAGGGAGCGUCGCGCACGUCGGCGACUCCAAGAUCAACUGGAGGCGGAAGUCAAAAGACGCACCCUGAUGGAAGAGGCCCUUAAGGCGGCGGGGGCCGCAGAACAGCUCAGGAUAAUUAAUGAAAAAGUGGCGCCGAGCGAGCAGAAGCUGAGCAACCCGAAGGUGACCACAAGCUCAACCCCAAACCAGAGCAUCUCGUCGGAGCGUGAGAGGGUAUCGGAACGUGUCGAAAGGAUGGAAAGAGAACGUGUGGAAAGCCCACCGCCGGCAUAUGGGCAGCAAACUGUCCGAGAGCCGCCGCCACCUCCGCCCGAAAAUAAGCCGUGGGGCUAUUCCGGAAUCGACCUCAUGAAUACCGGAGCCGCCUUCUGGCAGAAUUACUCCGAAUCCUUAGCACAAGAACUCGAAUUGGAGAGAAAAUCCCGGCAGCAACAAGUUGAGAGAGACGUGAAGUCACCGCUUCAAGAUCGUUCCGGGUAUUACAAAAAUUCCAUGCUGUUCACAAGCACGGCUACAUAAACAUAACGUACGAGUUUUGCUUAGAUAAAAGUAUAAAGUAGGUUUUAGAUCAGAGCGUACAGUGCUUAGCAAUGUUUCGAUUGGUAUUAUGCAUUCGUUUUAAACGAGAUAUUAAGUUUUUUCCUUAAAAUACGUCCAGUGUCGUGGAGCAUAUCAGUUAGUGAUUGUUUGAUUUUUAAGACUGAUUUUGGGCAUGGAGAGGAACGAUAACAAUUUCAGUACUUAACUUUUCUUAUUGCUCAGAAUUCGCACUUCGUGUACAUAAACACACCUGUAUAUAAUUUCUAUUUUGUAAUCCAACCCAAUUACUUUACUAUGACUGUUUGGAAUUAUUCUAAUUAAAUAUCUCCGCUUUACAUGUACAUAUGAGCGUCAGUAUAAACCUGUAGAAAAGUCAUUUUUCAUGUAACAACGCAGAAUAGAAGAUUGUAUAUUAAAAUUUUUAUAAAGUUAAAGUUUUGCAUAUCCAUGUGAACUUUCUACGAUAUGAUAUGAACAUAAAAUUCAUUUGUACAUUAUUUCGUAAUCUGAAAUGUUUUACACAGUGUAGGAUUUUCUGACGAAAAGUAUACGCCAUUUUGACAAUCAUUGUCAGAAAUUUUUCAAAUAUCAAUAUUGUCGUUUGUUUACACUCAGUAUUAUUCAGAUUAGGUGCAAUACUGAACCACAAAUUGUACGAACGGUAGUGUUCUUAAUAUAGCACAGUUUUUUUCUUACUUGCUUGUAUCAUAAGUAGGCUAGUUUAUAAACUGUUCGUGUUAGACUAUGUAAGAGGCAGUGUGUAUGUAUUUAUUGUAAAUAAAUGUAUGUGUGUGCCUUGUAGAAAAUAAAACAUAAAAAUUUCGAAA